This is a messenger RNA of Bursaphelenchus okinawaensis, 5706 nucleotides long. The record is from the annotation of a GenBank genome assembly. NCBI's taxonomy places the organism in Eukaryota, Metazoa, Nematoda, Chromadorea, Rhabditida, Aphelenchoididae.
AUGGCAGAAGAAAUCAAAAAGUUACCGUUGAUACCUUUUCAUAAGGUAAGUUCGUUAAUCCCAGCCCAGAGCCCAGAACCAUAAUCCAGAGCCCUAGCCCAAAGCCCUAGCCCAGAGCUCUAGUCCAAAGCCCAGAGACCUUAUACCUAGUCUUAACUUUAUAACCAAAUUUUAGUACGAUAUUGGAAACAUAACGUUAACAGCUCUAAUCAGUGGAUACUCAAAACUGACUGCCCUGUGCUCUACUCAACAUGUUGUACUACCUAGCAGUGACCCACUACUUAACAUUAGUGCUAAGAAAGCUGCUGAAGAAUUGAGAAAAAGAAACGUAUGUUAAUAGUUUUCAACGAUGAUUGACAUUUUUAAGCCUAAAGUGCCACUUGUAAGCCUAAUUCGAAUGUUUUAAGCCUAAAAGGAAAUUUUUAGCUAAAUUGACUGUUUUAAGCUUAAAAUGACAUUAUAACCCUAAAAUGACGCCUUCUAGCUUUAGAUGACAUUUUUAAAUCUAAAAUGACUUUUUUAAGCUUAAAGUAAUAUUAUUAAGCUUAAAACGACAUUAUAACCCUAAAAUGAAAUUUUAAAACCUAAAAUGGCAUUUUUAAAACCAAAGUAACCAUUAAAGCCUAAUGUGACAUUUUUAAGUUUAAUAUGACAUUUAAAGCCUAAAGCGCCGCUUUUAAGUUUAAAAUAAAAUCUUAAAAAAACAUUUUUAAAUCUAAAAUGACAUUUUAAGUCCAAAUUGACAUUUAAGCAUAAUGUGACAUUUGUAAGCCUAAAUUGCAUUUUUAAACCUUAUUUAACAUUUUUAAGCCUAAAAUUACACUUAAAGCCUAAAGCUCUGUUUUUAAGUUUUAAGUGAGACUUCUAAGCCUAAAGUGAUAUUUUAACCUUAACAUGACUUUUUUAAGCCUAGAGUAACACUUUAAGAAUAAACUGCCAUUUUUAAGCCUAUAGUAGCAGUGUUAAGCCUAGUAUGAGUUGAGACAAAUACUCCGCGUAAUAUAAUAUAUUAUAAUAUUUAUUACAAGACCAAUAAUAACAAUGUUGGUAUCAAUCGGAGAGCGGAUAAAGAGACCGACUGGUCAGGAGACGUGCGUUCCAAAUUGACUGCCUGCCACGCGUGCUUUCGGUCCAACGAAGGGAAGAGCGUAAAUUUGCAUAACUGUUCGGUUUAUCACGUGUCCCGAGCGUGGCCCAACUAUGACAUAUUAUUUCGAACCUUUCAGAUAAAAUCAUACAACUUGAUAACAGCCUAUCUAAAACGCAUCUACGACGUCAAUACCUAUAUCAAUGCGGCUACGGAAGUGUUCGAAGCUGAAGCCUUGCAAGCGGCCAAAGAAGCCGAUAUUCUUCUAGAUAGUAUUAGAGAUGACAAAGAAGAACGGAAAAGGUAAGGGAAAUAAGUCAGAAUUUGCAAAAAUUUAAAUGAUUUUUUGGCUAAAAAUGACUUUUACAAAAUUUUAAAUACCCUUGUAGCUAAAAUCCGAAAAACCUCUGUUUGGCCUGCCAAUUUCAAUAAAAUGCAGCUUCGACUACAAAGGACAUAGAAAUGUCUGUGGACUCAACUACAGAAGAGACUUUGCCAUCGCUGAUGAAAACAGCGAGGCGGUGGCACGGUAAGUCAAGCUAAAGCGAAGGCUAGAGCUCGGGGCUAAGACUCUAGGUUUGGGCUAGACGUGAGGAACGGGCCAGACUUGCUUUGACUUAAAUUUAAUAUCGGCCUAAAAAGCCCGGGCUGUUUUUCAGGUCUAGCUAGCGCUUUUGGGCUAGGGCAUUGAAAUAGGGCUUUGGGUUAAAGCUCUGGGCUACGGUUUCUGGACUAGAGCUUCUGGGCUAAGGCCCCUGGGCUAGGGCCUCUGAGCUAGGACCUCUGGGCUAGGGCCUCUGGACUAAGGCCUCUGGACUAGGGCCUCUGGGCUAGGGCUCUGAACCAGUGCUUUAGGUUAGGACUCUGAACUAGGGCUUUAGGCUAGGGCCUCUGGGUUAGGGCUCUGGGCUAGAGCUCUUCGCGAGGGCUUUGGGCAAGGGCCGUAGGCUAUUGCUCUCGGCUAGAACUCUGGGCUAGGGCUUUGGACUAAUGACCUCAAUUUCAGAGUCUUAUCAGCCGGUGCCAUACCAAUCUGCUAUACCAACGUUCCACCGGGCUGUAUGGCAUUUGAAACUGACAAUCCAGUCAACGGUUGCACCUCCAACCCCCAUGACACCCGAAUGACACCGGGCGGAUCAUCAGGCGGGGAGGGGGCUUUGAUUGCGGCUCAGGGAUCGUUAUUUGGAAUUGGUACCGACCUAGGCGGUUCCAUUCGAAUACCAUCGGCUUUAAAUGGCAUUUAUGGCUUGAAGGCUAGUAGGACUUGCCCUUUGGAGGGACAUGUACCUGCAGUUUACCCUAGUAAAGAAAAUGCUGGUUUAUUGGCGAUUGGACCUAUGUGCAGAUAUGUUGAGGAUGCACCUUUGUUGUUCAGUGUAAGUUUUGCUGACUGUGACGUUUUAGGCUUAAAUUUACAUUAUUGUGCCGACAUAAAAACCCGCCAUACUUUACCUGUAAUUACCUGUGAGAAAUGGCGGGUUCUUUAUGUCGGCACGUAAUACUUCAGAGUAUAAUGACCUUUUAGGAUUUUUUAAACAUUGUUUGGGCUUGAACUAACAUUUUUAGGCUUAGAAUGACACUUUUAAAAUAAAAACAACAUUUUUAGGCUAAAAAGUGACAUCUUUAAGCUUAAGCUGAAAAUUUUAAGCUUAAUAUAACUUUUGUAAGCCUAAGUUACAUUUAAAGCUUAAAUUCGCAUUUUAAGCGACCAAAGACUUUUUUAGGUCUAAAAUGACAUUUUUAAGCAUAAUGUGACAUUUUUUAAUUUCGAGACGUUUUUAGGUCUAAAAUGACAUUUUUAAGCAUACUGUGACAUUUUUUAAUUUCGAGACGUUUUUAGGUCUAAAUGAAGUUUGUAAGCCUAAAGCUAAUUCUUUUUUCUAAAGAACUAAUUUUAAGCCUAAAGAAACAACAUUAAGACUGAAAUGGCUUUUUUAAACCUAAUUUAUGUUUCUAAAUCUAAAGUGACACUUCUAAGCACAAGAAGACAUUUUUAAACCUAUUUUUAAGCCUAAAGUAACUUUUACAAGCCUACAAUGACAUUUUUUAACCUUGAGUGACAUUUUUAGUUAUAAGUGAAUAAGUGAAAUUGUAUCAUAAUGCAACAUUUUUAAACUAAAAUGUCAUUUUUACAUUAAAACUGACACUUUUACAUUUAACGUGGCAUUUUUAAGCAUGAGAUAACAUUUUUAAGCCUAAGGGUAUGUUUGUAAGCCUACAUCAAAUUUUGAAACUUAAACUAUAACUUCUAAGCCUAAUUUGAUAAUUUAAUGUUUAAAACAACUUUCGUAAGCCUAAAUUAUAGUUUUAAGCCUAAAGUGACACUUAUAAGCUCAAGAAGGCAUUUCUAAGCCUAAAUUGACAUCUUGGAGCCUAAAUUAACUUUUGCAGCCUAAAAUGACAUUUGUAAACCUAAAAUGACAUUUAAGGUCUUAAAUGACAUAUUUAUUAUUAUGUCACAUUUUUUAAACUCACAAUGACAUUUUCUAUCCUAUUCCGGGUCCUAAACCAAGUCCAAAUUCCAAAAAACUUCUUCCAUCUCAAGCCUACCUUAAUAUGCUAUAGCACACCAGAUUCAAAGCCAAUAGUCAAAGUUGAAGAGGUAGUAAGAGAACAUGUCUACUUUGUAGCUGAUUAUCUGGCAGUAGAAUAUAAUGUUGAUAAGAUGGAACUUGACUUUGGCAAAGAUUUACUGGAAAUAUUCGUCAUGUUCUUCUAUGCUUAUGUUCAGCCACAUUUGGAUGUGCUGGGUCUUCUCAAUCCGGUACGAAUAUAAAAAAAAUGUCAUUAUACCGUAUGAUGACAUUUUUUUUUGUUUUUAUGACAUUCUGGACCUUGAACUAACAUUUUAAGUUCAACCUGACAUUAUUUAUCCGGACUUACACUUUUAAGCCUACAUUGCCCUUUUAAGUUUAAACCGACACUUUUAAGCUUACAGUGACAUUUUUUACUCAAUGCGACAUUUUAAAGCUUACAGUGACAGUUUUAAGCUUAAACUGGCAUUUAUAAGCCUAAAGUGACAUUUUCAAGCCUAAAUGGACAUUUUUAAGCCUAAGAACAGUUUUAAGCAUAAAUGACAUUUUUAUGCUUUAAGUGACAUUUUUAAGCCUACGUGAAAUUUUUAAGCAUAAACUGACUUUUAUAAGCCUAAAUUGACAUUUUCAUGCCUAAAGUGACAUUUUCAAGCCUAAAUGGACAUUUUUAAGCCUAAGAACAGUUUUAAGCCAAAAUGACAUUUUUAUGCUUUAAGUGACAUUUUUAAGCCUAAAUGGACAUUUUUAAGCCUAAGAACAGUUUUAAGCCAAAAUGACAUUUUUAUGCUUUAAGUGACAUUUUUAAGCAUAAACAGACUUUUAUAAGCCUAAAUUGACAUUUUCAUGCCUAAAGUGACAUUUCCAAGCCUAAGAACAGUUUUAAGCUUGAAAUGACAUUUUUCAUUUAAGGUGACAGUUGUAAGCUUAAACCGACAGUUCUAACUCUCAACUAACAUUUUUUGGUUUGAAGUGACAUUUCUAGUUGAAAAUUACAUUUUUUAUCCGAAUUUACCGUUCUUAGUUUAUAAUGACAUUUUAAGCCUAAUUAUGACACUUUCAGAAAAGAAAACUAAGUCCAUUCAAAGAAUUUUUCAAAAUAUUAUUCCAAGCUUCUGAUAUCGCCUUCACUAAUCUACCUAUAAUCUACGCUUCAAACCAAAGUUUGCCUGUGGAAACUGUCGCUGAAGCUGAAAGGCAAAUGAAGAUGAUUAAAAAACAUGUAGAAGAUACUUUGGAAAGUGAGUCUUAAAGGAUUGAAUUGGCAUAUUUGAGUCAUGGUGACAUAUUUUUUCAAGUUUGUUUUUUAUUUUGGUUUCUUUUGACAUUUGAAUUUUAAAAUAGCAUUUUAAAGUUCAAAAUGACAUUUUUAAGCCUAUAUCUUAAAUCUAAAACGACAUUUCUAAGCUUAAAGUGACAUUUUAAAGCCUAAACUGACAUUUAUACGCCUAAAGUAACAUUUUCAACAUUAAAAUUACAUUUUUAAACUAUGAAUAACAUUUUAAGCCUAAAGAAAAAGUUUUAGUUACAUAGUGACAUUUUUAAACUUAAAGUUUCGUUUUGAGCCAAAAAUGACAAUUUUAAGCCUAAAGUGACAGUUUUAAGUCUAAGGUGGCAUUUUUAAACCUAUUGGGACAUUUCUAUACUUAUAUUGAACUUUUAAGCCUAAAGUGACGUUCUGAGCCAAAAAUGACAAUUUUAAGCCUACUGUGACCUUUAUAAAAUUAAAUUAAUCUUUGAAGCCUAAAUUGAUGUUUUGAGCCAAAAUUUACAAGUUUAACCUAAAUUCAAAUUUUUAAGCCUAAAGUGACAUUUUCAAACCUACUAGGACAUUUCUAAACUUAUAUUUUACUUUUACGCUUAAAGUGGCGUCUUGAGCCUAAAAUAACAAGUUUAAGCUUAUAGUAACCAGUUCUAUAUUAAAUCGCCAUUUUAAACAACAAAAAACCGUCGCAACGUAUUCUACCUUCAGAUAAUGGCAUCCUGGUCUUUCCGGGUCUUCCAAACACCCAUUAUUCCACAAUGCUAUUAUUACCCCGCCCAGUUUAUACACCGCCAUCUUCAAUGGACUUAGCUUGGCCACACUGA